AAUCUCUUACAAACAAAAUAUCUCCCAAUUACUACUAGUUUUUAUUGAUUAAUUCUCAAAAACAAAGUAAUAUUCGAUUCGAUUCGGUUUUUUUUCUUUAUUUCUGAAAUGGAUCUAUUUACAAAUGCAAAAGCAGUCCGUCUUAAAAACAACCACAACAAAUACCUUCACGCAGACGAUGACGAAGAAUCCGUCUCACAAGAUCGCAACGGUUCGUCAAAAAACAACCGUUGGAUCGUAGAAUUCACGGAUGAUUCGAACCGAAUCAUCCGUCUUAAAUCAUGUUACCAUAAAUACUUAACAGCAUCAAACAUGCCGUACUUACUUGGCAUGACAGGACGAAAAGUGUUACAAACCGUUCCAAAACGUUUAGAUUCGUCAGUUGAGUGGGAGCCAAUAAGAGAAGGGAAUCAAGUGAAAUUAAAAACAAGAUAUGGUCAGUAUUUAAGAGCUAAUGGCGGAGUUCCUCCGUGGAGGAACUCUGUUACACAUGACGUCCCGCAUACGACCGCUACUAAAGAGUGGGUCCUGUGGGACGUCGAUGUGGUUGAUAUUGUUAUUUUACAAUCUCCAACUACGCCGACACCGAAACCGAUAUCGGUACCGACACCAACUGAGCAUUUGCUUCAUGUUGAUUCCUUCCAACAGGAUUCUCCUCCACGGGUAAAGCUAGAAGAAGGGAGGUCAAUAUAUUACCAUGUGCUUUCAGAUGAUUAUGGUGAAAUUGAUGAAAAUGCACAAGGUUUCUGCAUCACUUUCAAAGGUAAUAACGUUGAUGACUUGACACGAAAGCUAGAAGAAGAAACCGGAUUAAACAACAUCACUGUAUGCACACGUAGUCCUUUAAAUGGAAACCUCUAUCCUCUUCGGCUGCAACUUCCUCCCAAUAACGUUACCAUGAAAGUUGUGGUUGUUCCUAACUCCCCAUCUUCCUCUUCUUCUCAUCAAGAUCCAAAAUUUGACGAUGAGUUUUAAGUUAUUACAACUAAAUGAAUUCAUUAUUAGUUUGUACAUGUAUAAAAGCGAGUUAAAGAUUUAUUUAUUCUUAGAUGUUGUUAUUAGUGUAUGAUAAAUUUAUUAAGUAGCAUAUGAGUUCUAUAUUAUUUGUCUAAUUAUUAGUUUAAGUUACAAUUGUUCAUUUGUUUAAAAGACUGUUGCUAGUAAUUGUAUGAUGACUGAUGUUUUUAUAUCUGAAA
Messenger RNA from Erigeron canadensis, 1196 nucleotides. RefSeq lists its product as uncharacterized. NCBI's taxonomy places the organism in Eukaryota, Viridiplantae, Streptophyta, Magnoliopsida, Asterales, Asteraceae. The transcript has 2 exons. The coding region runs from base 109 to 975 and encodes 288 amino acids. The record is from RefSeq and is a predicted model, not a curated record.